GCUUUCACCGUAGGUCGAGAAGUUUAAAAGGAACCCGGAACAGCCAAGUACUGUCGAGAAGUUACGCUAUCGCAAUCAGCAGAUGAAAGACUUCCGUACACUCGAUGCCUUGGAACUGCAGGGUAUAUGCAAGGAUGAGCGAGUGGCCUAUAACGGUAAGAUCGAUGCGAUAUUUGAUAUCGCUAGUCAUCGUGCUCGGGUGCACUUCGGCGAGAUCGAAGCGAUUGACGUGUCUAGUGCUACGGAACUGGAAAACGAGGAAUCAACUACUGUGAAGCGUUGGUUGUGUGCCUUCGGAUCAGGGAACUACCUACUCUUACCCGUUGCCCAGUCGGAUGAGAAGGAUCGCCUUACUCUUGAGGAGGUUUACAUUAGACAAUGGUCACCAUUUAUGAAUAGCGUCGGUGUUGCCAAGAGCAGUAAGGGGAGGAAGAAGAACCGAAGGGGGAGGAAGGAAAGGAAGGUGAUGUUGGGCAACGAACGUGUGAUACGCCUUUUAUCUUUCCUAUUAGGUGAUGACGUGGACCCUGUGCUAAACUUGGUGGAAUCACUCACUGAGAAAUCGGAGAGUAGUCAACGACAGUUGACCAUCAAGACCGAAGGAGGUAACACUUGGGUUGGUGGAUGGAAGGAGUUAAGAAAGAGGUUCGGAGAAUCGACGAUUAGGGAGGGGAAGACUACGUGUUUGCUUAAAUCUUGUAAGAAGUUUUUUGAGGAAAGGGGUACUUUUGAGAUCGUUUAUCUGCGAAUGUGGAAGCCGAAGGCGAGAAUCUUAAAGGCUAUCUUGGUUGGUAUUCUGAGAAACCCGAGGAGGAUUUCAGAAUUUUACACUUGGGGACUGAAAUCUCUGAUGAAGCUGUACAAUGUGAUUAAGGAUUUCAGUAAGAAAUCUACUAGGAAGUAUCUUAGGCACUUGGUAUCUCGAGUAGUCCGGGACAAGUUUGGAUUUAGUAUGUCCGUCGAUCUCGUUAUACUCGUGAAAUUCGAUGACCGUAUUAGAUUAGUGGAACUAAAAAAGUUACUGGACGAUGGUAUUAUGGCGUGUGAUCUGCCGGUCUACGUUCGGAAACGGACACUGAUAAAAGUGCGGAUCGUUUGGGUUAAGAACCCUUCGAUCGGACAUACUCUUCAUAAUCAACGAGCGUUUGCUGGUCAUGAAUUCUCUACCUGCGUCUGUGCAGGGACAUCCCACCUGAAAGUGGACGGCACGAACGCUAACGACAUUCCUCGUCCCGACAUUCCGAAACGUAGAAUUUUGCUGCAGCAGGAGGUUGCAUCUGGUUUCUCGAACUGGUUUAACCUGAAGGGAGCUAUACCUGACUUCAUUGUUUUCGAUUUUCAAGCUUGCUUCGGUGUGACUGAUGAUGACUCGGAUAAGAUCUCUCUUGAUGAUGUCAUCACAGUGAAAAGGGAGUGCGAGGGUCUCGUACUCACUCCACUGGAUCGAAAUGCUGGUGAAACACUGGUAAUGUGCCCGUUAGUGUACCAUAGGGCAAUGAUGGAAUCGUUUGUGAUGAAUUUUGGCUAUCGGAUGGUUCAGGAGUGUGAGAGCGAGGUUCUUGCAAGAGUAAGAAUGGAAGUCCGGGAGGAAGGGUUGAGUAAGUUUGCUCGGUGGGAUGGUAAGGGGCGCUAUGGAGUAUCGUAUGUUCUUCCUAAACAUAAAGAUACGAGUCGCUUCCGGCCUAUCUGCCCCACCUUCAAGGAGCCGAUGGUGAAGACCGGGUGUGUGGUGACGAAGGCGUUGAACCACUUACUUUUCCAGCUACCGGUGGACAACCACUUCAACCUUCAGGCUGUCUCGAAUCUCGUUGGGCGCCUGCAACGCAUCAACAAGAAGAUCGAGCGAGGUAAACUGGGGAGAGUGGAGUCGUCCUCAUAUGACAUCAAGGAGAUGUUCAGCCGAUUGCCCCAUGAAGAUAUUCUCGAUGCAGUGUCUUGGAUCGUUGACCAUUAUCGUGGGAAAGGGAAAUCUUUUGUGCGAGUCAACACCAGGGGCAGAGGCCCCUCAUUCGGGAAGACCACGGGGGCUGACAAUUGGAGACAGCUUGAGUUAGAUGAUAUGCUCAAGUUUGUACGAUUGGAGUUGAAGCAUACCUAUACGUAUGCUACUGGUGUUCUUCUGAGACAGGUAGUCGCAUCCCGAUGGGGAAGAGCACGAGCCCACAUUUGGCGUGUACCCUGUGUGCCUACACGGAAUGGUGGUGAGAUGUUGAAUCACAAGCAAAUGUUUCUUGGUCUCGAAGGGGUGCUGAGGGUAGGGUAGGGGGGUGGGGUAAAUUUUGGACGUCCAGUAAAAGCAUUUUACUGAG
This is a messenger RNA of Chara braunii, 2309 nucleotides long. The record is from the annotation of a GenBank genome assembly. NCBI's taxonomy places the organism in Eukaryota, Viridiplantae, Streptophyta, Charophyceae, Charales, Characeae.